AAAAAAAAACUCCUCCCCAGACCAGGGUGUUCCCAUUAAACUUCCUUAAAAUCUAACCAAUAUAAAGCCACACACCACUGACCUACUUCACUUCAGCAGCAGAGAGGCACAUCCACUCGGAAGACUUCAGCAAACCAAGUUUGACUUUUUAACACAAGGAUGUUGCAUCUGUGUGUGCUCCUGCUGGCGGGGUCAGCUCUAAGCCACCUGGACGAAGCUUUCCUGGACCAGCAAUGGGACCAGUGGAAACUGACACACGCCAGGGAAUACAACGGCCUGGAUGAAGAGGGGAUCCGCAGGGCCAUCUGGGAGAAGAAUAUGCUCAUGAUUGAAGCUCACAACCAGGAGGCGGCGCUGGGCAUUCAUUCCUACGAGCUGGGGAUGAACCACCUGGGAGACAUGACGUCAGAGGAGGUGGUUGAGAUGAUGACUGGUCUGCAGACCCCCGAGUAUCGCGACCGCAGCUUCACCAUGGCCCUGAACGACGACGUGCGAAGGCUUCCCAAAUCUGUGGACUACCGCAAGAAGGGUAUGGUGACCUCGGUGAAGAAUCAGGGAGCGUGUGGUUCCUGCUGGGCGUUCAGCUCGGCCGGGGCCCUGGAGGGCCAGCUGGCCAAGAAGACCGGCAAGCUCGUCGACCUGAGCCCUCAGAACCUGGUGGACUGUGUGACGGAGAACGACGGCUGUGGAGGAGGAUACAUGACCAACGCCUUCAACUACGUGAACGAAAACGGAGGCAUCGACUCCGAGGAAGCUUACCCAUACGUCGGAGAGAACGAGCCGUGCCGCUACAACUCCUCCGGCAUGGCGGCGCAGUGCCGAGGCUACAAGGAGAUCCCGGAGGGCGACGAGCACGCCCUGGCCGUGGCGCUCUACAAAGUGGGCCCCGUGUCCGUGGGCAUCGACGCCACGCUGAGCACCUUCCAGUUCUACCAGAAAGGUAUUUAUUAUGACCGCAACUGUAACAAGGAAGACAUCAAUCAUGCCGUGCUGGCAGUCGGCUACGGCGUGAACACCAAGGGGAAGAAGUUCUGGAUCGUGAAGAACAGCUGGGGCGAGAGCUGGGGCAACAAGGGCUUCAUCAUGAUGGCCCGUAACCGUGGAAACCUCUGUGGCAUCGCCAACCUGGCCAGCUACCCCCUCAUGUGAACGGACGAGUGCAGAGCUCAGAGGAAGAGGAGGGAAGACGACGGGGCUUUGCUGCGACUACCACACUCAAACAAAAACACAAAUGUUCACCAGGUUCAUUUAAACAUCGAAGCAGCCGCGACAGAAAGCAGCAGUUUGUUUACACGCUUUAUUCCUUUAUUUAACUACAAAAACAAUCUUAAGAAUUAAAAAUCGGCCCCCUUUUCUGUUGAAUGGAAACUGCUCACUACUAGAUUUGUGGAUUUCAGCGUUGAUAAAAGUAUCUGAUGGGGUCAUUUGGUAAUCUUGACUUUUGUGAAGCACUUUCAACCCCGGAGGUCUUUAGUUUUAUCUGCAGAGCAGCAGGCGGCCGCUGUAAUCUGCUGCUCUCGUACCUACAGGGCACGCUGUCUGGCAGUGUUUGCAACCUUAGCCUGGAGCUCAGGAAGGUUUUUAAGCCACAGCGCCGAGUUAAAAUCAGGCAGCAAUCCGUGUCGGUGAUUCAGUGAUGUAGUCAGUUUGAGUCUCCAGUUUUUCUUAUUCUUUGUGUGUAAAACAGACGGGAUGUGGAAAACAUUGCUGGGCAAUGGGAGCUCCUCCUCUCCUGUCCCCGGAGAGUCAUCUCUUUUAUGUGUGUGUGUGUCUUUCUGAAUCAUGUUUGUUUUUUGUUCUGUUCAGCACUUUUCUAAUGAUUUGACUGUAAACGGAUGUUUUCUAUGAAAUUGAAUAAAGAUUUCAUUUUGAAGUUAAA
Cololabis saira (Pacific saury) is the source of this 1879-nucleotide messenger RNA. RefSeq names its product cathepsin K (gene ctsk). Gene Ontology annotation, biological process: immune response. The record is from RefSeq and is a predicted model, not a curated record. Gene Ontology annotation, cellular component: lysosome. Lineage: Eukaryota; Metazoa; Chordata; Actinopteri; Beloniformes; Belonidae. Gene Ontology annotation, molecular function: cysteine-type endopeptidase activity. The transcript has 8 exons. The coding region runs from base 160 to 1149 and encodes 329 amino acids.